Vicugna pacos (alpaca) is the source of this 3065-nucleotide messenger RNA. Lineage: Eukaryota; Metazoa; Chordata; Mammalia; Artiodactyla; Camelidae. The record is from RefSeq and is a predicted model, not a curated record.
AUGUCGCGAGGACAGGGCGCCCUUCAGACCCUCGAAGUGGCAGAAGGAACAGCUGCAGGGAGUGGGUGUGAGGAGAGGGCACGGAGAGCAGCUGGAGCUGACACAGCGGCCGGGGUGCUCCCACCUCAACCUCCCCACCCAGGUGUGCCUGGAGCGGCGGAGCAGCCAGAGCCUGAGCUGGUGGAGGUGGAAGUUGGUGGCACGGCCCUUCUGAAGUGUGGUCCCUCCCAUUCGCAGGGCAACUUCAGCCAUGUGGACUGGUUUUCUGUCCACAAGGAGAAGCCAACACUCAUCUUCCGCGUGCGGCAGGGCCAGGGCCAUAGUGAAUCUGGGGAGUACCAGCAUCGGCUCAGCCUCCAGGACAAGGGGACUACCCUGGCCCUGACACACAUCACCCCCCACGACGAGCGCAUCUUCCUGUGCCAGGGCAGGCGCCCUGGGUCCCAGAAGCAUCGCAUCCAGCUCCGGGUCUACAAAGCUCCGGAGGAGCCAAGUAUCCAGGUCAAUGCCCUGGGCAUUUCUGUGAACAGUAAGGAGCCUGAGGAGGUUGCUACCUGUGUGGGGAGGAAUGGAUACCCCCUUCCUCAAGUCAUCUGGUACAAGAACGGCCGGCCCCUGAAGGAGGAGAAGAACCGGGUCCACAUCCAGUCAUCCCAGAUCGUGGAGUCGAGUGGUCUGUACACUUUGCAGAGCGUUCUGAAGGCACAGCUGGCUAAGGAAGACAAAGAUGCCCAGUUUUAUUGCGAGCUCAGCUACCGGCUGCCCAGUGGGAACCACAUGAAGGAAUCUAGGGAGGUCACUGUCCCUGUUUUCUACCCGGCAGAGAGAGUGUGGUUGGAAGUGGAGCCUGAGGGGAUGCUGAAGGAAGGGGACCGCGUGGAAAUCAGGUGUUUGGCUGAUGGUAAUCCACCUCCCCACUUCAGCAUCAGCAAGCAGAACCUCAGUACCAGGGAGAUAGAGGAAGAACAGACUGAUGACAACGGGGUCCUGGUCUUGGAGCCUGCCCAGAGGGAGCACAGUGGGCUGUACCAGUGUCAGGGCCUCGACUUGGAAACCACAGCAUCGCUGCUGAGUGACCAACAGGAGCUGCUGGUGAACUAUGUGUCUGAUGUCCGGGUGAGCCCCGCAGCCCCCGAGAGCCAGGAGGGCAGCAGCCUCACCCUGACCUGUGAGGCAGAGAGUAACGAGGCCCUUGAGUUCCAGUGGCUGAGAGAAAAGACAGGCAAGGUGCUAGAACAGGGACCUGUGCUCCGAUUGCAUGAUCUGAAACGAGAGGCCGGGGGUAGCUACCGCUGCGUGGCAUCUGUGCCCAGUGUACCCGGCCUGAACCGCACCCGGCUGGUCAACGUGGCCAUUUUUGGGUCCCCGUGGAUGGCAGUAAGGGAGAGAAAAAUGUGGGUGAAGGAGAAUUCAUUGUUGAACCUGUCCUGUGAAGCAUCAGGGCAUCCUCGGCCCAGCAUCGCCUGGAGCAUUGAGGGCACGGCAAGUGAGCAAGACCAAGAUCCCCAGAGUGUCCUGAGCACCCUGAAUGUCCUUGUGACCCCAGAGUUGCUGGAGACCGGUGCUGAGUGCGUGGCCUCCAACUCCCUGGGCAGAAACACCACGAUCAUUAUCCUGGAGCUGGACUCCAACAGAACCGCUAGCCUCAGCACCUCCACUGUCAGUCCUCAUGCCAGAGCCAACAGCACCUCCACAGAGAAAAAGCUGCCAGAGCCGGAAAGCAAAGGUGUGGUCAUUGUGGCUGUGACCGUGUGCGUCCUGGUCCUGGCUGUGCUGGGCGCUGUCCUCUAUUUCUUCUACAAGAAGGGCAAGCUGCCGUGUGGACGGUCAGGCAAACAGGAGAUCACGCUGCCCCCGUCUCGUAAGAGCGAAUUUGUAGUUGAAGUUAAGUCAGAUAAGCUCCCAGAAGAGAUGGGCCUCCUUCAGGGCAGCAACGGUGACAAGAGGGCUCCAGGAGACCAGGGAGAGAAAUACAUCGAUCUGAGGCACUAGCCCACUGACUCACAGAGCUCCCGCCCCUGCCUGGAACAUUACCUGCUCCCUGCUCACCCUUCUCCCCAGCACUCAGGAUGGUCGCCAAAGCCUCUGAAAUAGAACACAGAGAAGACCCCCGCUCCGGCUCACCUGCAGACCCCGUUUCAGAGGGCACAUAGGCUAGGACCAGAGCCGUCCUGAGAACUCAGGACCUCACGUGGCCCUGGAGACCCCCCUCUUCAGGGACCAGUCCACCACUGUCUCAAUUUGCUAACUGAUGCUAAUCCCAGGGAGGGGGCCUCAGUCUCCCAGAAGUGCAGAGGAGUGUUUUUUGCAGAACAUUUUUUCUUUACACAUACUAUGGAUGUAAAUACCUGUCUUCUACCAGCAGCCAGAUUAGGUAGCCUAUUUAUCUUGAGCCAAUUUCCUGCUCCAAGGCUGGCCUUCUAAUUCAGUUGCAGCCCUGAAGUAAGGCUGCACUGAGCCCAGGGUCCUCUCUCUUGGUGAAGUAUGUUGCUUACACUGGUUCUGGAGAGGCGCCCCCCAGCAAUAUCUGGAAGUAGCUGCCUGCCUGCCUCUGGAGCUCCUUUGGCGACACUCCUUUCUCUGUGCAGAAGCCAGGACCUGGUGUCAUCCUUUAAAAUACAUGGUGUAUCUCACUGUCCCUGCAGUGAGGAAGCUGGGAGCCAUCUUCCAGAGUUAAGAGCCAUUGAACCUGAGCCCCACCAUUCAUUUGGCUCCCCUGCCCUCUCAAGGAGUCAAUUAAUACUGAACACUGGGGGCAGCAGGUGGAGAUGAGGUCCAGACUGUCCUUUAUGAGAAUUAAGGCUAUAGAGUUAUAUUAGCAUCAGACUUCUACAAGCUGAACUAAUGGGCCUAGACCUUAGCAGAAGGGCCCUGAUGGAAGAAUGGUACUUGGGUAUGAGAAACGGGCCUGACUAGAGCUUUGGGGCAUCUAUGUGUCUGCGCGCGCACGUGUGUGUGUAUAUAUCGUUUUGUUAGGUUGUAAAUUUGCAAAUUGUUUCUCUUUUUUAUAUAUGUGUGUGUAUAUAUAUAUGAAAAAUAAAGCUUAAUUGUCCCAGGAAUCUUAA